This is a messenger RNA of Pediculus humanus corporis (human body louse), 3432 nucleotides long. RefSeq names its product leucine-rich transmembrane protein, putative. The record is from RefSeq and is a predicted model, not a curated record. Bases 1 to 3432 code for a protein of 1143 amino acids. The transcript is spliced from 3 exons. Gene Ontology annotation, molecular function: protein binding. Gene Ontology annotation, cellular component: extracellular matrix. Lineage: Eukaryota; Metazoa; Arthropoda; Insecta; Psocodea; Pediculidae.
AUGUUUUCAAGAUCUCAACUUCCGCUUUUAACACUUGAUUUUUCACAUAAUUCAUUAAGAAGACUUUCCGAUAGAUUAUUCGCAAGCGUUUCCGAUACAAUAAGAGUAAUAAAUUUAUCUCAUAAUUUAUUAGGUGAUAAUUUCAAUCCGAUAUUUGCAACGACGGAAUUACAAAAUUUAAAAAAUUUAUUUAAAUUAGAUUUAACCGGAAAUCAAAUAAGAGAAUUAGAAGAAGGAAUAUUAAGAGAAACUUUGGAUUUAUCACAAAAUUAUUUUACAGAAUAUCCUUACGUUACAUUAAAAGAAUUAACAAAAUUAAAAAAUUUAAAUUUAUCAUCGAAUUUGAUAAAAAAAUUAACUAAUACACAUUUAAAUACGUUAAUUAAUUUGGAAACAUUGGAUUUAAGUAGAAAUAGUAUAAAUAGCAUACAACCAGAUGAUGCAUUUGAAGGAUUGGAAAAUCUCGAACAACUUUCUCUCAACGAUAACAACAUUCUUCUUAUACCAGGUUCAGCAUUGGGACGUUUACCAAAACUCGUUUAUUUAGAUAUAUCUUAUAAUCGUAUAUCGGCAUUAUCACGCGACAUUUUGCAAUCGACAACAAACGAAUUGAUUUAUUUUAAUUUAGCACGUAACGUUAUUAGAGAAAUACCAGAUGGUACUUUUCAACAUUUGAAACGUUUAAAAAUAUUAAAUUUAAAUGGUAAUCUAUUAACGAACAUAAACGGUCAAACGUUUCAAGGACUAGAAGACACUUUAGAAUAUUUACAUUUGGGACAAAAUAAAAUCAAAUAUUUAUCAGGACCGGAUUUAAGUUUAUCGAAAUUAAUUUAUUUAGAUUUAUCGGAAAAUAUGUUUCCGGAUUUACCAUGGGAACAAUUCACACAACUCGUUAAUUUAAAACAUUUCAACAUGAGUAAUAAUUUUUAUUUGGAAUCGUUGGAAAGUACAUUUUUCAAUAAUUUUCCAAUGUUGGCCACAUUGGACAUGAGCAAUUGCGGUGUGACCAACAUACACGCGGAUUGGUUUAGCGAAUCAAUUAAUUUGUUACAAUUAAUUUUAUCGUAUAAUUUAAUCGAAGUGGUUAACGAAAAUGCAUUUAGAAAUUUAAAUAAUUUAACGUAUUUGGAUUUGAGUUAUAAUAACAUAACGACAUUGAAACCUGGUUUUUUGGGCAACAAUCGAAAAUUGAAAACAUUACUUUUAAAUAAUAAUAAAUUGAACGCUUUCAAAGGUGAAUAUUUUAAUAACGUUCGAUCGUCGGAUAAUAAAAAUUUAACGGAAUUGGAAUAUUUAAACGUUGCUAACAACGAAAUAAGUUAUUUUUUUCCAACGGCAUUUAAAAUCCAUAGAAAAUUAAAAUCGAUAAUUGCUCACGAUAAUAAAUUUACAUUUUUCCCACCGGAUUUAAUAGCAAACAUGCAAUUUCUCGAAACGUUAGAUUUAAGUAAUAAUAAAUUGAAAGCCAUCGAAGAAAUGGAUUAUUCAAGAUUACCCAGAUUAAGAGAAUUAAUAUUAAAAGGUAACGAAAUUGAAUACGUUAGCGAAUCCGCAUUUCAUAAUUCGACACAAUUACAAAUAUUAGAUUUGAGUCAAAAUCAAAUAAAUAGAAUCGGCGAGAGAACAUUUGAAGGCCUUCUAAGAAUGGAAAAUUUAAAUUUACACGAUAAUUUAUUAGAUGAUUUACCGGAAACGAUUUUCGAAAGAUCUAGACUUCAAAUGCUUGAAAAUAUCGAUUUGUCAAAGAAUAAAUUUUCCGAGCCUCCUUUGAAAUCACUGCAAAAACAAUAUUUUUUUUUAAAUUCCGUUAAUUUGGCAGAAAACAACAUAAAAGAGAUUUCUUCGGAUGACGUAACGAUCGUUAAUAUAAAAAAAUUAGAUUUGUCUUAUAAUCCUCUGUCGAAAGAAUCAAUAGAAAAUAUUUUAGGGGAACCGAAAACCGUGAGGGAAAUAAAUUUAUCAGGAGUUGGCAUAAAUGAAAUAAAAGAAUUACAAAUGCCAUUUUUACAAAAGUUAAACGUUUCGAAUAAUAAUAUAACUCUAGUACAUCCGAAAGUAUUUGAAAGAAGUAAUCUUUUAGAAGAUUUAGAUUUAUCGAAAAAUAAAAUAAAAAAUUUAAAUGACGUCUCAGCAUGGGAUUCGACAAAAGAAUUGAAAAAUCUUUACAUUUCCGGUAACGAAAUACAAGAAGUAUUGACUCAUCAUUUUAAAGAUUUGAAAUCUUUGAAAAAAUUGGACAUGCACGAUUUACCAAACGUAUUAAAAAUCGAAAAGAACGCAUUUAAAUCCUUGAGUGGAUUAAAAGAAUUAAAAGCUUACAAUUAUCCGAGAUUAGGGUAUUUAGACGUUCAGGGUAUACUCGAGUACCUGACGACUUUGGAAUCAUUAGAAAUCGAAAUGAAGGAUGCGAAUAUCGUGUCGGAAAAAUUAUCGAGAAUAAUGCAUCCACGUUUGAGACAUUUGGGACUUUAUGGAGAACACAUAACUUCCGUUUCUAGCGGAACAUUUGCUGGAUUAAAAGCUCCAAAGAUAAUUUUAUCGUUGGUCAACACGUCGGUGACGACACUUCCCCAAGGACUGUUUUUUCCACUUCCGAGAUCGUCCGAUAUUGUUUUCGACGUGUCAAAUUCUAAAAUAUCUACCCUAUCCCCGCAAUUUAUUUCCAUGUUCGAAGAUCAUCGGAAUCACGUGACAUUAAAAGGUUUGGAUACGAAUCCGAUUAUAUGCGAUUGCACGGCAAAAGGUUUAAAAAAAUGGUUAAAUUCAAAUAAAAAAAUAAAGAUAAUAUGUCACAAUGGUGAUUUGAUGGGGGCGUCGCUAAGAGAUUUACCGGAAAGUGAAUUAUCAUGCGAUGUUAGGAAACCAACGGAAAAAACGACGUCGACGGAAUCGACGACGACGACGACGACGACGACGCCCAAAUACACGUCAAUAAUAACAAAAAAUUAUAGGAAAACAACGACCGAAUCCGAUGUUAUUUGGUCGUUUAGUCCGAAAAAUAAAAAAAUGACGCAAAAACCACCGAAAAUAAUAACAGCAAAUUCCAAUUCGUUAAAUAAUGAUGACGUAUUAAUUAUCGGUAUAGUCGGUGGCGUCGUUGCUUUUAUUAUUAUACUAGUUAUCGUCAUUUGCAUAAUAAGGCUCAGAAUGAUGAACAAUCAAUAUCAAGGAAAUUCCGUACCUGCACCCUAUGCACCAUCGAGCGCGUGUUUAUAUUCUGUUAAACCUGGACAACCGAGUCUUUACAUGGCUCCGACAUAUGCUACCCUACCGCAUAAAGUCAUGACUCCGAGUAUCGAUGCUUCAUCGGUUAAACAUUAUGCCACUAUGAGGCCUCAAUCACAAAUGCAAUCCUAUCAUCAGAACACGUUGCAAAGUCAAAGUGCUUACUAUAUACCCUACACACCCGAUGAAAAAAUCGAAUAUCGGUAG